AGCAAUGAUUAGUAAAUUCACGAAACCGAGCGAUUUUGAAGAAUAUGAUACAAACAAAGAUCGCAUAGUUACCAAGCCUGAAUUUGUUCGAGCGAUGUAUAAGCGAUAUCUUCGAAAUCCGGAUGAUAUUGAGUCAGCUUUAAAGACGUUUGACACUGACAAUUCUGGUUAUCUCAACAAAGAAGAACUAACCGCGGCAAUGAAAAAGAUGUGUAUGGAUCACAGUAGUGAAAAUAUUCAAAAAAUCAUAACAUCUGUCAGCAAAGAUGAUCAAAUUGAUUACAAAGACUUUGUGAAGGCUGCUAUGAAAUUGUGAAGGCUGCUAUGAAUUGUGAAGGAUGCUAUGAAUUGUGAAGGCUGCUAUGAAAUUGUGAAGGCUACUUAUUUUGAGAGAUAAAAUAAAAGCAAUGUAAACAAUUACUGCUGUUUAA
Messenger RNA from Octopus sinensis (East Asian common octopus), 431 nucleotides. RefSeq names its product calcium-dependent protein kinase 12-like. Lineage: Eukaryota; Metazoa; Mollusca; Cephalopoda; Octopoda; Octopodidae. Bases 5 to 316 code for a protein of 103 amino acids. Gene Ontology annotation, molecular function: calcium ion binding. The transcript has 3 exons. The record is from RefSeq and is a predicted model, not a curated record.